CCAGAGAACAGAAUUCCGUCGGGGCGACAGCAACGGUCCCGCCGACUUUUCCAUUCCACAGCCAGAAGUCGUGCACUUUCAUUUGCGGUUCGUUAGAUAGAUAUCUCCGCGUCGUUUUCAGAUUUGCUUUCCGACAUUCUAUUGCGAAAUCAAGAAAUUUGGACAUCAUUUCCGACAGCAUCCGCAGGAAGAAUCAAAACUUAUUAACAAGGAAAUCAAAUGCAACAGACCGGGUCAACUCAUCAUGCAGUUCUGGCAGUGCCCACUGUUGUUGAUGGUUUCGCUGAUCGCGGCCAUCAACACGCAACAGACGCCAUCGCAGCGGUUCGAACCUAAUCAGGUGGCCGGGCUCGUCGAGCUCCAUCAGCAGCUGGAACAGCCGCGAGAACAUCAGGAGCAGCAUCACCAGCAGCAGCAGCCGGAACAGCCGGCUCAGGCCGAUAAUAAGGACUACGCACCGUCGCCAGCCGUUUUAUUGCAGCUGACACCCAGCGAUUGGAAGAACACGCAGGAUAAGAGAAACAACUGGAACCGGAUGCAAGGAAUGUGGGGCAAGAGGAGCCAGCAGCAAUCAGAUGGAUCUGCCCUCUCCGAAAUGACUCCACCUCGGCAGAUGGUGAAACGAGCUUGGUCAGAUUUGUCGCAGCAAGGCUGGGGUAAGAGGAGCUGGACCCAACUGCACGGCGUCUGGGGCAAACGCCGAUGGGACCAACUUCACGGAGCCUGGGGCAAGCGGACACCCGACCAACUGGAGGAUGACAGCAAAGCCGAGCAGUCGGAAAACAGCCAGGAGGAUGAAGACCAGCAGCAAUCUUCUUCCGAGGUGGAACGCGAAGAAGCCAACGAUUCCGACGACACGGUGGAGAACAGCAAACGCUCCGGAUGGAACAAGAUGCAAGGAGUCUGGGGCAAACGAAGCAGCAGCAGCAGCGUCAACAGCGGACCGGCCAUCGAAGGAAUGGGCAACAACGACUUGCUCCUCCUCAUUUCCGGCACUGGCGACCAGCUCUACCAGCAACGAGAAGACGAUCAAGCCAAAGUCAACGUCGAGGACGCUGGAAAUGAAGACAAGAGAGGCUGGAAUCAGUUGCAAGGCGUCUGGGGCAAAAGGGCUCUGUCAGCCAUGGCGGCCGGAUACAAGCGGAACUGGAACAAUCUGCGCGGAGCUUGGGGCAAGCGUGAAAUACCCGCAGCCAUCGCUAAAGGUAUGGAAUGGUCACGAAAGCGUGAAUCCGGCUGGAACAACCUGAAAGGUCUCUGGGGCUGAAAAAUUUACAGAUAA
This is a messenger RNA of Daphnia pulicaria, 1282 nucleotides long. It is a transcript of the gene Mip, whose product is annotated as prothoracicostatic peptides-like. NCBI's taxonomy places the organism in Eukaryota, Metazoa, Arthropoda, Branchiopoda, Diplostraca, Daphniidae. Bases 245 to 1267 code for a protein of 340 amino acids. The record is from RefSeq and is a predicted model, not a curated record. The transcript has 7 exons.